AUACAAGAACAUAGCAGCAAUUCUUGCACGUACGGCCACAGUCAGCUGAAAACUGGGCAUCCCGUCCGCUCUGCCAUACAUAAGCAGUUGAACGGCAGAUUAGUACUACGGUGGGUGACCACGUGGGAAUCCCUGCUGCUGUACGUUUUGCAUCUUUUUUGCAUCCUCCCAUCCAAUCAUCUGAAGCUCUCAUCGUUUUUGCUUGAUGGCUGUUUCUCCAUCAUCUGUAUCGGAACAUCUACUCUAGAAAAAAACCGCUUCUUAAGGACGGAACCGCCUGUAUAUUUUGUACCUCCUCGCGUGACAUGA
Molecule: messenger RNA, 309 nt
Organism: Aureobasidium namibiae CBS 147.97
Lineage: Eukaryota; Fungi; Ascomycota; Dothideomycetes; Dothideales; Saccotheciaceae
Exons: 1
Source: RefSeq, a predicted model, not a curated record